Elaeis guineensis (African oil palm) is the source of this 1334-nucleotide messenger RNA. RefSeq names its product proteasome subunit beta type-7-B. NCBI's taxonomy places the organism in Eukaryota, Viridiplantae, Streptophyta, Magnoliopsida, Arecales, Arecaceae. Gene Ontology annotation, molecular function: threonine-type endopeptidase activity. The record is from RefSeq and is a predicted model, not a curated record. Gene Ontology annotation, cellular component: cytoplasm; proteasome core complex.
CCGAAGCAACCUUGAUCAGACCCCAGCUUGACCCGACCAAGGCUCGAUCAAUCUCGGCUCGGUUGUUUCAACUCUUUUUUUCUCCUACAGCAGAAAUUCUUCUCGCCUCCCUCUUCGCCUCCAAGAAACUCCCUUUCUCUGUCGUUCUCUCUUCUCGCUAGUCCGAUUCGUCCGUCCUCCAAGACUUCGCCAAUCCUUCGCACGGCCUCGAGCAGAUCGAUGGCAAGAGCUGCGGCAGAUUCACCACCAAAAGGUGGAUUCAGCUUCGAUUUAUGCCGCAGAAAUGAUAUGCUGUUGAAGAAAGGGGUCCAGCCGCCGUCUUUCAGGAAGACUGGAACCACCAUUGUUGGCUUGGUCUUUCAGGAUGGUGUUAUUCUAGGUGCAGAUACUAGGGCAACUGAAGGACCUAUAGUAGCUGACAAGAAUUGUGAAAAGAUUCAUUACAUGGCACCAAACAUUUACUGCUGUGGAGCAGGAACUGCUGCUGAUACAGAGGCCGUUACUGAUAUGGUCAGCUCUCAGCUGCAGCUGCACCGUUAUGCAACUGGACGAGAAUCAAGGGUUAUUACUGCCCUUACUCUUUUGAAGUCGCACCUUUUCAGUUAUCAAGGUUAUGUUAGUGCUGCUUUGGUCCUUGGUGGGGUUGAUGUUACAGGACCUCAUUUGCACACAGUCUACCCUCAUGGUUCAACUGAUACCCUUCCUUUUGCUACAAUGGGUUCUGGAUCUCUUGCUGCUAUGGCUAUAUUUGAAUCAAAAUACCGAGAGGGACUAACUAGAGAUGAGGGAAUAAAAAUUGUAUCUGAGGCAAUAUGCUCUGGCAUCUUCAAUGACUUGGGUAGUGGGAGCAAUGUUGAUGUUUGUGUGAUAACAAAGGGCCGUGCAGAGUACUUGAGAAACCAUCUGUUGCCAAAUCCAAGGACCUACGUCAGUUCUAAAGGCUAUUCCUUUGUCAAAGGGCAUACAGAGGUCUUGUCUACCAAAAUCACUCCAUUGAAGGAAAAGGUGGAAGUAGUUGAGGGUGAUGCCAUGGAAGAGUGACUGAUAAGCUGAACUUGUCAUCUGGAUUUCAUUCUUGAAACUUCGAUUGCAAGUCGAACUCGGUUCCUUCAUACAUUCAAUGCUCAAGCUAUUAGAUUGUUUUAAACUGCAAAGGUUCCUUUGCUUGAAAGUCUAAAAAAUUAAUUCAGUCAUACAACAAUCGUACUGUUUGGACUUGCGGUAAACUUAACCUUACACCCAGUGAAAGUUAAUUUAGGUACAAUUGAUGGAUAAACGUAUAUGGAUUCUAUCUGCACUAAUAUUAUUCUCAACAAAUGUUUGUGACUUCUGCA